This is a messenger RNA of Dreissena polymorpha, 1940 nucleotides long. Its product is annotated as gamma-aminobutyric acid receptor subunit gamma-3-like. The transcript is spliced from 9 exons. Gene Ontology annotation, molecular function: extracellular ligand-gated monoatomic ion channel activity; transmembrane signaling receptor activity; neurotransmitter receptor activity. Lineage: Eukaryota; Metazoa; Mollusca; Bivalvia; Myida; Dreissenidae. The record is from RefSeq and is a predicted model, not a curated record. Gene Ontology annotation, cellular component: membrane; synapse; neuron projection. The coding region runs from base 299 to 1681 and encodes 460 amino acids. Gene Ontology annotation, biological process: signal transduction; monoatomic ion transmembrane transport; regulation of membrane potential.
CGCUUGAAUAACAAAGAUAAAUCUAGUAAAUUCCGUCCUGUGCAAUAUCUUAUAUUCGUUUGAUUCAAUAGCCCAUAUUCUUCAAAGUUAGCGCAUAAAAACAAAUUGUGAGCUUAUAAUUAACGCGAGCUCAUAGUUAUCAAUAAACGUUUUGUUAACGUCUUCAGAACGAAUAGAUUCGCUAUGGUUUAAUGACUUUCCAUUCCAAUAAGAGUUGGAUGCAGAACCUUCAGUUUCGAAAAGAGAUAAAACAGAAUUUACAUCUUAGUCCGCUACUACUUAAAAAAAUCCCGUAACAAUGACGUCACGUCCGCCCGUUGACGACCGAUUGAGAUCCCCGGCGUUCUCUAGACGCAUGAACAUGAACGCCGUCACCCAUAGCGACAGCGACUCCAACACCACACGCACACCCUCAAUUGUCAAACUGGAGAACCUCCAUAUGGAGCCUUCCCAAGAAUACACGGUGGCUAUUGUUGACCCGGUAUACCACCGCCACCACUCCAACAACAACAGCACGCACAGGUCAGUGCACAAUAAGACGCCGAUACAUUCAUAUCAAGCUGACAAAACGGAAGUGCGUCAGAAAACGCUAGUAUUCGUAACAGUAGUGUACCUGAAGAUUGGUGAUAUCGACACGAUAAAAGAAAACUUUGAAGCUGAGGUGUUUAUCCAAGCCAAGUGGCGCGAACCACUACUGGACCAUAUUGAGAAAAAAGUGACAAAUUUCAAGCACUUUUGGAAUCCCGAGUUGAUCAUGCAGAACACGCUCGAUGAGCCUAAAGCACGUGUUUGGCACGAGGUGCACUUGACUGACAUGGGCGAGGCGUAUAUUUUGGAAAGGAGGAAGAUCAAGGGAAAAUUUAACGAGACGAUGGAGCUCAACAAUUUCCCCUUCGAUAUCCAGGGCAUUUCCGUUGUUAUAUCGUCUGAACUGAGCACGUCUCGGGUAAAACUUGUGGAAAACAACGAGGACCUCAGUUAUAUCAAUGUCGACUGCUUCUCCGAUAGCCAGGAAUGGAUCCUCCACGAUUUCAUGGAAUUGGAGACAACUGAGAUCUCGGCAAACUACACGAAAUCUCGCGAUAAAUACUCGGCACUUGUAGUUACGUGUUGCGUAACCAGAAGACCUGGCUUCUUUGCAUGGAAUAUUCUAGUUGUUGUGAAUCUGCUGAGUAUCUUUGCCUUUACAACAUUCGCCGUGGAUUCAAAGCUUACACCGAACAGAUUACAGUUGUCGUUCAUCCUGAUUUUGGCGGCAAUCAGUUUCAGGAACGUGGCCAACCAGAGCAUCCCCAAAAUUUCAUACCUUACUCACUUGGACCGGUACAACCUGAUAUCGAUGGUCUUUCAAGGCUUUAUCUGUUUCUGGCACGGCAUUGUCUCUCGGUUCGACUACGAUGAAACCCUGCAGAGCAAGCUAGACUUCUGGGCCUUUAUUAUCUUCCUCGUCGUCUACUUCAUCUACAACGUCGUCUUCAUUGGGCUUAUGUCAAAACAGCACAUACAGAAUAUGAAUGAGAUAAGAAACCGAGAGGACAAGUUUAAGGCAAAAGCACGUCGCAUCCUGGGUGACAGUUGGGCAGCGUUGCGCACAGAAGAGAAAGCCACGCCGAGUUUGCUUGAGAGGAUCAACUCAUCCGCUUCUACGAAAACUGUUCGUCGAAAGGAAAUUAAUGCAUAAUACGUUCAGAAGAAAACGUCUUUAUAACUAAAAGUUCAGAAAAAAACUUCGUUCAAACGAAAUUACAUUAGGAUAUGUGUUAUCGUUGCGUUGGGCUAAGAAUACAAACAAGCACGACACGCAUCUUUAAAGUUAUUCAAAUUAUCGGUUCUGACAGGUUUAGUUUGUCGAUCAUGUGAUGACAUUGUAAAAUCUUGUUGUUAUAUUAUGACCCAUUAAUAAUCAGAUCGCUAUGGGCUGAAAUAAACAAAAAAGAUAA